GAGGCGUGACCGAUAGGAGCGCUGUGAAAUCCAAUAUGGCGCUGCUUAUGAAAUUACUUAGUUUUCUAAGAAUUUUCCAUAUUUUAUGAUACAUCUGCAAUUAAGUAAUGUUGUAAAUACGUCUUGAUAUGAGCAUUAAAGCAUUUGAUCUUGUACCCGCAAUUGAGCGGGUACAUCUCAUGUCAGAGAAAGCCAAAACCCAGAUUGAAUGUAUUGAUGUGUGUGGGAAGAACUUGUAUAUUGGUACCAAUGAUUGUUUUGUUGUGCAUUACAUUAUUGAAGAGAGAUCAUCUAAUUCUGGAAAGACUAGUUUCCAUAGUGAUAAGCAGGGUCACAAAUAUCUCACAUUGAAAAAACCAGUUGUGCAGUUAAAGGCUGCCUCAGCUUUGAACAGAAUUUUAGUAUUAUGUGACUUUACACUGACAAUGUUGAAUAUGCUUGAUCUGGAGCCUGCAGUGGGAGGAGCUAAAGUGAAAGGUGUGACACAUUUCUGCCUGAAUAACAACCCUGUUCAGAGCAGUCCAUUUAGUGUGGAGGUGUGUGUAGCAUUGAAGAAGAAACAAUUACAGUUGUACAACAUUACUGAUGAUAGAAUGAUCCAUGUGAAGGAUAUAUCUUUAUCAGAGCCUGCCAGUGUUAUAGGUCUGGAUGGACAUGUAGUUUGUGCAGCAAUGAUGUCACAAUAUUGUAUGAUAAAUUAUGAAACAGGACAGAACACAGAUCUCUUCCCUGUAGAUACAGAACACACACAUCCUAUUGUGAAGAGGAUCAGUAAGGAAGAGUUUUUGUUGACUGGUCCUAGUGCAUUAGGUAUGUUUGUCACAUCAGAAGGUAUUUCUCAGCGACCGCCACUACAAUGGUCAGAAAACUUACGGAGCGUUGGCUAUGUACAUCCAUAUAUCAUUGCAAUGAAUGAUGAAUUUAUUACAAUACACAGUAUUCUUGACCAGCAGCAGAAACAGGCUAUUCCAUUUCAAGGUGGGGUUGUCCUCAAUGAUUUUGAUGGUAGAUUAUUUAUUGCCUCCCCUAGGGCAAUUUACUCCAUGGUACCAGUUGCCUGGGAAAAACAGGUUCAAGGUCUGCUGGCAGACAAGAGAACACAGGAAGCUCUCGACUUAGCAAGGAACGCCAACCAUGCUGGACUUACCAAAGAUAAAUUCUUAAAGAUAUUCCGUAGAAUACAACAACAGGCUGCUUUUAUAGAAUUUUCACAGAAAAACUUUGAUGAAGCUCAAGAUUUAUUUAAAGGUGGUCAAGUGGAUAUUAGAGAAUUGAUAAGUUUAUACCCACGUCUGAUGCCAUCCAGUAGUAAUUACCAGCGAAGUAUGCCAGCUCUGCACGAGAUAGCAGAUAUUAAUCAGUUAGCACGUGGUGAUCAGAAUGUGAUAUCACAGUAUAAAACCUUCCUUAUAACAUACUUAGAGGAUAUUAGAGGCACCAAAGACAGUCAUGGUCUCAAACAGGAAAUAGAUGUGGCAUUAUUAAAACUGUAUGCAGAGAGAAAUUCAGCAGAGUUAUUGCCCCUGGUAGAGGAGGAUUCUGGUUGUGAUUUAAAGGACUGUGUUGAAUGGUUGGAAAAAUACCAGAGACAUCAUGCUCUCGGCUUGUUGUACAAGUAUCACGGGGAUAAUGAUAAGGCAUUGAAUAUAUGGACUAGACUGGUCAAUGGAGACAUACAAGAUGAAUUAUUUCCUGGGUUCGAGUUUGUUGUAAAUUUUCUCUCAAGUUUAAGUGACCAUGAUUUAGUUUGGAAGUACAUUGACUGGGCAUUAGAAAGGGACCAAGAAUCCAGUAUAAAGAUAUUGACAGAACGGCCAGCCCAGGAACCUCCCUCUGAGAGAUUACGACCCGAGUCUGUGAUAGAUUAUUUACAUAGAUAUCCAAAAGCUGUUGUAACAUACCUGGAGUAUCUAGUAUUUCAGAGAAAAUUAGAGAAAGAGAAAUACCAUACACAUUUAGCAGUGUUAUAUUUAGACAAUGUAUUACAACUGAUGAAAAAUAACAGUGUGAAGAAAGAACAAAUUGAUAUAGCAAGAUCCAAAUUACGGCACAUGUUGCAAAUGUCUAGUUUAUAUAGAGUGCAGUUAAUACUUGGUAAAGCCAAGGAACAGGACAUGCAUGCUGAAUGUGCAAUUUUAUAUGGCAAGUUAGAAGACCAUGAAAAAGCAUUGAAAAUAUUAGUUCACAAAUUACGAGAUUACGGUGCUGCUGAAAAUUACUGUCUAGUCAACUCUGAGGGGCGGGACACAGCAUACAGGAAACGCCUCUUCCAUAUUCUACUUAGUGUGUACUUAGAUCCUGCUAAUGAAAAGAAAGAUUUGAUGGUAGGACCAGCAAUAAACCUGUUGAACAGUAAUGUUGGAGACUUUGAUGUUGCAAAGGUUAUUCAAAUAAUACCGGACAGCUGGUCCAUAGCAUUAUUGUCAGAUUUCUUAAAGAAAGCAGUACGGACAAACAUGCACACACACCGAAUGACACGCGUAGAACGUAUGAUGUCAAGGGGAGAGAACUUACUUGUCAAGGAAAUUAGCAUAGAAGGACAACAUCAACCAAUUGUCAUGACUGAAGAGAAACCAUGUGCAGUGUGCAAUAGACCAUUUAAUGAACCAUCUUUUGUGCGUUAUCCUAAUGGGAUAAUUACUCAUAUACAUUGUGCUAAGAAUAAACAUGUGUGCCCCGUCACUGGAAAACUGUUCUGCACGAAGAAGUCAUGACAUCGGAUACAGUUAAAGUAUUAGUUUUAAAGAUUGUAGUGAAAAAUUCUGUGUCAUAGUUUCAGUACAUUAAAAAUAGUCCUGUGUUAUAUGAUUUCUGUACAUUCAAUAUAAAAAAGCCUUAAUCUGUGCGUAGCUGUACUAGAAAAGAUCAUAAAUCAUCAUGAUUAGACUGAUUUUCAAACACCAAAAAAGGACCAACAGAAAACCAGUCUCAGAAUGAGCAGACAUUAACUUUAGAAUAUACAUAUACUAUGAUAUGUUUAUAUAUAUACUGACUAUUUGAUAGAUGAAUGUAAACCAUCAUAAAAUAGUGGUUUUUUUCUUGGUUUUUAGGUUUUUUUGUUGUUUUUUUAAACUCAGCAAUGUCAUAAGCUGAAAGCAGACGUCAUUUUAAUAGAGAUUCAGAAACUUCAUUAUUUCAGAGUUGAUACUACAUGUAGUAUGAAAGAUUUUUGCUCAUAACAAAUAGUUUUUUGUUUUUGUUUAUUUUUUUCGGUGUUUUAUAUUUUUCCUGCUUAGAGCAGACGUCAUGUUAAGAAUGGUUCAGAUAAACUUUUAUUUUAAAACCAGUUUGCCCACAUACAUGUAUGAAGCAGUAUAUCUUGUCACAAUUCAGUUGUUGUUGUUGCUGUUUUGUAAAAUAUUACCUGCCGUAAGCAGAUAUUACUUUAA
Molecule: messenger RNA, 3389 nt
Organism: Ruditapes philippinarum (Manila clam)
Lineage: Eukaryota; Metazoa; Mollusca; Bivalvia; Venerida; Veneridae
Product: transforming growth factor-beta receptor-associated protein 1-like
Exons: 21
Coding region: 129-2714 (861 amino acids)
Biological process (GO): intracellular protein transport; vesicle-mediated transport; endosomal vesicle fusion
Cellular component (GO): membrane; cytoplasm
Source: RefSeq, a predicted model, not a curated record